AAAAUCAUAAGAAAAGAAAAAAAAUGGCUGCCGCUCCAAACCCCACAUCUCAGAAAAUCAAUCCCAACUCGAAAAAUCCGGCAAUGCAGUGGCAGUGGCGGCGAGAAUGAGAACGAGGGCGAUAGUGAAGGGGAGAAGGAGAUUGGGGACGUCAUAGAUUUGAAUAUCCAUGGCGUUCGAUGGAAGGAGACUAAAUGGGUUUCCUUUUCGAUGGAGAGUAGGGGCUGUCCGAAGGGGGAAAUGUGGACUUGCUUUGCUUUGGGUACGACAAAACCCACAGACCCAUCGCCCUCGUUCUCAAUCAACGGCAAAACCCUUUCACGGGCCGAAAUAGUCGGGUACGUCGUGACCCGCACAAAUUCCUCUGAUUCGCCGUCGACAACGGCACCGUUGCAUCCUCUAGCUCAACCACGUCACGUCUUCUUACUUCUUCAAGCGCAGUCCGCCAGGUGUUUGAUCGAUUGCCCGAACGCCUCGAAAUUCGCCGCUCGAGUUCAGGUGUAUGCUGUGACCAGGGUACGGGGAUCACCGGAUUCAGGGGUUUGGUUCAGAUCUCGUCUCCGAUGUGGUCAUCGAGGUGGACCCCAAUGCCUAGGUUCUAGCUCGACUGUGUUAGGCUCGCCAGAAAAUGUUACGUUGUUUGCUGGGGUUGUGGUGGUCUGCAUGGAGUAG
Molecule: messenger RNA, 672 nt
Organism: Striga asiatica
Lineage: Eukaryota; Viridiplantae; Streptophyta; Magnoliopsida; Lamiales; Orobanchaceae
Source: the annotation of a GenBank genome assembly